Messenger RNA from Hyla sarda, 3438 nucleotides. Its product is annotated as spindle assembly abnormal protein 6 homolog. Gene Ontology annotation, biological process: centriole replication. Bases 570 to 2381 code for a protein of 603 amino acids. The transcript has 17 exons. Gene Ontology annotation, cellular component: centrosome; centriole. NCBI's taxonomy places the organism in Eukaryota, Metazoa, Chordata, Amphibia, Anura, Hylidae. The record is from RefSeq and is a predicted model, not a curated record.
AGUGAAAGGGACAUGUGGCAUCUAUUACAGCUUGUAGCUGGUAUUAGGGACAUGAAUGGCUUAUCAGGCAUGGGCUGCCUGCGCUCAGCUCCAGCCUGUAUUUGCACACCUGUCCUCAGGUGAUGUGCUGUGCUCCAUUGUGCCCCUCACUCCCCGGAGCUGUGGCCGAAGGUGGAGCUGGGAAGAGAGACGAGGAAAGGCGAGAGAGCUGCGGGCGGCGGGAAGGUGGCGCGAAUCUUCACGGGAGCCGCGGCUGUGAGGGAAGGGGAGGUGAAGGGGGAGGGGAGCCGAGCGACCAAGGUAAGGCGCCUCAUUCCGCAAAAAGAGCAUGGUGUACGGCCUGAGUGCAGCUAACAGGUGCUGCUCCACGUGACACCGCAGCUCCCGGGACAGAGCAGGACAUGUCCGAGUAGGAGAGCACGAAGUCACCAUGGUGGAGGAGCUGUUCUGUAAAGUGGUCUCCAUUCUCAUCAAGUGCCGGGACUGUGAGGAGAGCUGCUUCCGAGGCAACAUAUUGGGGACACUGCUGUGACCAGUGAUUGGCUGAGCGGGCAGGCCCUACUCAGAAGAUGCUACAAGCAUGGGGACAAAGGGGACCAGACCAGGGUAGGAGAUCCACUGUCAGACUGACUGUAGAAACACAUUCAUUUUCAAAACCUGUGUAUAAAAAGGACCUAAUUGUUCGUCUUUCGGAUGAUACAGAUCCGUUUUUCCUAUACAAUCUCACUCUAGGGGAAGAAGAUUUUCUAAGUCUUAAAAACCAGCAAGGAUUACUAGUGGAAUAUUCUUCAUUUCCACAAAGAUUCAUAGAACUUUUGGAGCAGUGUAUAUCUGAACAAGCAAAGACCGUGCCUAGGUUUUUACUGCAGCUUCUAACAACUUCAAAUGGACAUGACUGUAUGUCAGCCAGCCUGAAUAUAAUUGAAACAAAUCCAUUUAAGCACCUUGUUCACCUCUCAUUGAAACUUUUAGAAGGGAAUGACAGUGAUGUAAAAAAAUAUCUUGCUGGCUGCAUUAAAAGCUUAAAGUUGGAAAAUUGUGUCCUUAAUGGAAAAUUAAAGAAAUCUGAAGAGGACUUUACUCAAAAACUAUCCUCAACACAACAGGCGCUGGCAGAAAAAUGUAAGGAACUUGAUAAGCUGAGGAAUGAUUGGGCAUCACAGACAUCAUUACUAACCAGUAGACAUACACAAGAAAUAACAGCUGAAAGAGAGAAUGUUUUACAGAUUCAGACUCAGUACCAGCAGCAGUGUGACCAGCAAAAGAAGGAGCUAGAAUCAUCAAGUAACCGAACAAUAAAGCACUUGGAAAGCAGAGUGUCUGAGUUGGAAGCAUAUAACAAAGACCUUACAGAAAGAAAAUACAAGUCUGAAUCAUGCAUUCGAGAACUCAAAGGCAAACUUACUACAAUGGAAGAGGAAAAUCAUAGAGUAAAACAAGAGGUAUCUGCUCUUCGAAGAGAGAAUUCUACCCUGGACUCAGAGUGCCAUGAGAAAGAGAAACAUUUAAACCAGUAUAAAAUGCGGACAGCUGUUCUAGAACAGGAAGUAAAAGAUAAAGAGGAAGUUGUGAUAAGAACGACAGAGGCUUGUGAAAGUGCUCUAGAACACAAGAAAAAGUUAGAAGAAUCUCUUGAACAAAAACAACUACAAGCUGGGAAGCUAGAAUCCACUGUGAAAUCUCUUUCUGAGGAGCUGAUAAAAGCAAAUGAAAUUAUCAAAAAGUUGCAAACAGAUAUGAAGAAAUUGGUAGACAAAAUAAAGCUAAAAAAUGCUGUGACAAUGCAACAAGAAAAGCUUUUGGGAGAGAAGGAUCAGAUGCUGCAAAAGGAGAAGGCAGAGCUUGCCAAUGUAAAGCACAUCCUGAAAACUAAAGAGGAGGAGGUGUUGAAGUUACAAGAGCAGCUCAGUUGCACAACUGAAAAACUAGAAGAAAGCAAGCAACUGUUAAAGACAAAUGAGAAUGUAAUCUCCUGGCUUAACAAGCAGCUGAAUGAGAAUAAAAUUGCAUCUCUACAAGGACCACAAACUGUGUGUGAAGUGCCUGCUUUAGUUAAAACAAAGAGUCCUGCUCCAAACAAUGGUUCAAUUCAGAACAACCAGGUGAGAUUCAGUUUAAAUUUUCCUUCUGACUGCAGUCCAUCUCCUGAUCCCAGACAUAUUCCUUCUACAUCUACUCCUAUUUUGCCGCCUACCUCAUGUGAUCCAACUGGAUUAGAUAUGAAAUACCUUAAAAGAAAUGCAAGUAUGCCUAUCAAAGUACCAAAGAGUGUGAAUGGCACAAGUUCAGGAGUACCAAAGCCAGCUUUAGCAAAAUCAGGAUCUUCUCCAAUAUUAUCAGCUUAUUUUCCAGGGCAACAACCCAGACUUCCUGCCUCUUAAAAUGCAACAGAGUAUUGUUGGCUGCAACUAACUGAACACUGGUUUGGGUAGAUAUGCAGUUGUUUAAAACUGCCAUAGAGACCAAAGUGCUGUAUCCAAACUGAAUAUUUCUUACUAUAAUAAUCUGUGUAAUGUUUAUCAGAACAUUCUAGAUCUUCAAAAUAAAUGGGAACCAUAAGCUGACAUGGAAUGUUACAAGAUGUAUUUGGUGCUAAAAUAUGCACAACUGUAAUUGUUUGUUAUAGACGUUUACAAUGCUUAAGCAGGCUUAAAGGGGUGUUUGUGUAUUUGUUGCUAUUUAUACAUAUUAUUGAGCUUAACAACAUAUAAUGCAAGAUAUACUGCAAGCACAUUUUAACAGGACUUGUUUUAUAUAACAUAUGUAAGAGAGAUGGCGAAUUGUUGCCAUUGUCCUGCAUUUGCGGCACAUUUACCUGGAAUUCUAAAGGAUCUAUGAUUAUUUCAGUGAUGGUGGAAAUAUUCAUAUAGUCAUAACAAAUGUCAAGUGAUAAACGGAGUACAAGUAAGAUAAUGGAUCUGCUGCUGUAUAACACUAUCAAUUAGACAUCCAUCUUGGCUAUGAUUUACGGAGAGAAAAUACAUUAUCCGGACCCCUUUAUUUCCUCUUAUUAUACCAAGCUACAUUAUUAAUGUUUCCUUUGAACAUUCGUAGUGCUACUUAUAAGUGCCAUAUAUUUUCUUAUAAAUACUAAUAUAAUUUUGUCAGUAUUAAGUGUUAUUAAAAUGUUCACAGUAAACUGAUGGGCACACACAGUUUAAGGCAUCUUGCAUUUAGUUAACCUUUCAAACAUAGCCGAUUUAAUGGGUGGCUGGAUUUUUUUAUUCUAUUGUACCUGUAAUGAUGAAGAACUGGUUGUUUUGUCUAUUCUGUUCCGUUUCUGUCUUUUCCUGCUUCAUUUUCUGAUAUGGUUUUAUUAUACAUAUUUUGAUGUUUACAUCAGGACUUGUGUGUUUAACAUUUCAUAUAUAAAUACACUAUUUCCAUGGUUAUACAUGUAUGUAAUGUCUGUAAAAUAAUAAAGUAUUUAUAUUUUGA